CAGCAGAUGACCUAUUAAUCGUAUUGUAUGUGUAUGUAGAUAAAAUCAGACACCUACAAAAAGGCCUCCCCCUCCUCCACUUUUCCUCGCCACACCCUUACUACUCUCUCUCUCUCUCUCUCUCUCUCUCUCUCUCUCUCCCUGUGGCCAGGAAAAUGGCUUCUUAUUUGUGGACUCUGCUACUGGGUUUCCUUUUCGUUGUCCCCGGAACUCUGGGAGCUGCUCCGAGGCAGCCCGUACACGUGCCAUUCGGUAGAAACUAUAUGCCGACUUGGGCUUUUGAUCACAUUAAGUACUUUAAUGGAGGCUCUGAGAUUCAGCUCCACCUCGACAAAUACACUGGUACUGGUUUCCAAUCCAAGGGUUCUUACCUGUUCGGGCACUUCAGUAUGCAAAUCAAGUUAGUUCCAGGGGAUUCUGCCGGAACUGUUACUGCCUUCUACCUAUCAUCUCAAAACUCGGAGCACGAUGAAAUAGACUUCGAGUUCUUGGGGAACAGGACGGGGCAGCCUUAUAUUUUACAGACAAAUGUCUUCACAGGAGGGAAGGGAGACAGAGAACAGAGGAUUUAUCUUUGGUUUGACCCAACCAAAUCCUACCACUCCUACUCCGUUCUCUGGAAUCUGUAUCAGAUUGUAUUCUUGGUGGACGAUGUGCCCAUUCGGGUGUUCAAGAACUGCAAGGAUUUGGGAGUGAAAUUCCCAUUCAACCAACCCAUGAAGAUAUACUCAAGCCUCUGGAACGCCGAUGACUGGGCGACCAGAGGUGGGCUGGAAAAGACAGACUGGUCCAAGGCACCGUUCAUAGCCACAUACAAGAGCUUCCACGUCGACGGCUGCGAGGCCUCUGUCCAGGCCAAGUUCUGCGACACCCAGGGGAAGAGAUGGUGGGACCAGAAGGAGUUCCAGGACCUGGACGGAUAUCAGUACAGACGCCUCAAGUGGGUUCGCAGCAAAUACACCAUUUACAACUAUUGCAAUGACAGAGUCAGAUUCCCUUCCCUCCCUCCAGAGUGCAAGCGCGACAGAGACAUAUAAUCAUCCCUCCUACUGCCCUACUCUACUACUACCAUUUAUUUAUUUUUAACAUAUGAAUUAAUGUCGUGAUUUUUCUUUUAUCUUAACAUUUUUACGAGAUUUCUUAUGUUUAUCACUUUGAUAGAUAUUGAUUUAUGAUGGGGAGUGCUGGCUUUAUCUAUCU
Molecule: messenger RNA, 1200 nt
Organism: Juglans microcarpa x Juglans regia
Lineage: Eukaryota; Viridiplantae; Streptophyta; Magnoliopsida; Fagales; Juglandaceae
Product: probable xyloglucan endotransglucosylase/hydrolase protein B
Exons: 5
Coding region: 156-1037 (293 amino acids)
Biological process (GO): xyloglucan metabolic process; cell wall biogenesis
Cellular component (GO): cell wall; apoplast
Molecular function (GO): hydrolase activity, hydrolyzing O-glycosyl compounds; xyloglucan:xyloglucosyl transferase activity
Source: RefSeq, a predicted model, not a curated record